AUGAGUACUUCUCAAGAAAAAGCCCAAAACCAAGCUUCUCAAGCCAGAAAAGGAGAUUGUCAAAUUGCUAUUAUCGGAGAUGAAGAUAGUGUUACUGGAUUUCUUCUUGCUGGUAUUGGGUCUGUUGAUAGAAUGAAACGUACAAACUUUCUGAUUGUUGACAAUAGAACAAUAAGUAGUCAAAAAUUAUUCAAACAACUAACAAAAAAGAUUAAAACAAAAUUAAAAAAAGGUACAAAAGAAGAAAUUAAGAAAAAUAUUGAACCAAUCAGAUCCUCAAGAGAAAAAAGAUUAAAAAAGUAUGUAAUUUUGAUAAAAGAUAAUAAAGAAAAGAAGAGUUUUAGUGAGUGUUAA
Messenger RNA from Entamoeba dispar SAW760, 354 nucleotides. RefSeq lists its product as uncharacterized. Gene Ontology annotation, biological process: monoatomic ion transmembrane transport. Gene Ontology annotation, molecular function: proton-transporting ATPase activity, rotational mechanism. NCBI's taxonomy places the organism in Eukaryota, Evosea, Mastigamoebida, Endamoebidae. Bases 1 to 354 code for a protein of 117 amino acids. Gene Ontology annotation, cellular component: membrane. The record is from RefSeq and is a predicted model, not a curated record. The transcript is spliced from 3 exons.